AUGAUUCAAAGCCUUGUUAAAAAUGUUCGGGUCCUCAUGAGGCCCUGCUCUACCCAACUUUACCAGAUUUGGGUAGGAAUGGAGUUCGUGGGCUUCAUCGUUCAUAAAAUCAGGAUUGCUGAUAAAAGAAGUAAAGCUUUGAAAAGUUCGAGUCCUGCACCUGCUCAUAGUCAUCAUUGA
Neomonachus schauinslandi (Hawaiian monk seal) is the source of this 180-nucleotide messenger RNA. RefSeq names its product ATP synthase subunit ATP5MJ, mitochondrial-like. Gene Ontology annotation, cellular component: mitochondrion. NCBI's taxonomy places the organism in Eukaryota, Metazoa, Chordata, Mammalia, Carnivora, Phocidae. The coding region runs from base 1 to 180 and encodes 59 amino acids. The transcript has a single exon. The record is from RefSeq and is a predicted model, not a curated record.